GAUUGAGAGAACUUGGAAGCAUCGAUCAACAUGGUGAAGGUUGUUUUAAAUGAGUUUGGGUAAGUUUCUAAGUUAUUUAUUUGUUAGUUUGAUAUUGAGAUUGUUAAUGGAUCUAAACAUCUAAGGUAUGGAUAUUGAAUAUAAGAGUGAGGAGUUAAAAGACGACUUAAGUUUGGAUCCUUGUGGCGUUAAGAGUUUAAAUUGAAGUCUAAGGGUCCAAAAGUGAAAUUUUAACCUAAAUUAACGCACUUGGGGAAUAGUUCAAUCUAAAUCUUAGGAAGUGCUCAAGGUUGUUGGUCUUGUGUGAUAUAAUAGAUAUAAAAUCCCAAAACAUCUUUAAUAAUGGAGAUAAAAGUGUACCCACAUAAAAGACCUGUUAAGCUUUAACUAAGUUGAGGCUCAUUGUGUUAAGUAAUUAGACUUCAAGUCUAAGGAUUCGUAGGUGAAAAGUCUAGUCUAAUCUAAGGCAAAUUGAGAAUUUAGGGACCUUAGAAACAUAAAAUAGUUGAGUUGGUCUUAUGAAGUGACUUGAAGAUUAUUGCGUCGUCUUGCUUUGUGAAGCAUUUGCUUCAUGCCAAAUUGAGGUGGAAAAAGCGUAUAAUCUCGGGGGAUCGAGUCAUUGAUAGUGAGUGGCUAUUUUCAAAUAUUUUCGUUAUAAAUUUAUAUAUGUUAUUAUAGUACGCUAUAAUUGUGACGAUUACUUGUAUGAUUGUUUUAUGAUCUAUAUGUCAAAAGUGUUUUCAAAUAUGAAUUUCGGUACUAUCUUGUAUUUCGGAAUUGUGGUUGAAACCAACUUUACUAAGCAAGUUCUAGAUGACAACUAAUUUCUAAAAUCUUCAUUGAUUUAUAACUAGAUUUGAAUAAGUUCUAAAAGGAUGUAUCAAUUGCUAAGGAUAAAAAAUGAUUUGAAAUGUGUUUCUAACCAUGUUUGGUUUUAAACUUUAAACAUGUGAUGUUUAUGAAAUAAUGUUGGUGAUUUCCCUAAAGGCUACGUGAAUGUGUUUCCGUAGCGUUACCUAUGGUUAUUAGGGGGUUCCAGUGCUGAAAGAGGUCGUGACCGGAGAUCCGGGAACCUGAACCUAAGUGAGGAUGUGGAUGGAGGAUUGUGAUAUGGCUUCAAGCCUAGCAUAACCUGUGGUGGGUGGCUCUAUAUGCACAUAGGAGCGAAUAUGGACGUUGUUACUGUGGUAGGUGUCCACCGGCGUAGUUUUCCCCCCUCCGCCAUAGCUUCAACUUCAGCAAAGCAAUGUUGAAGGCAAAGGGUCUGAGGAAGGCGGUCGUGCCGUCCAUUCUCAUCGAUCAUCCUUCCCCCGGGAAUAUCCAGCCCACUCGUCUCGCCCUCCAUGUUAGUCCGGACGGAUCUUCCUGCUGGGUCUUCAUUGCUUCCGGUUCUCGCGUGUUUAAACUCCAGAUUUCCAUGGAUGAAUCAUCAGUCCUUGAGGGAAAAGAUAGCUUACUGAUCCCCGAACAGACAAAGGUUCUAGACUCUUUAUUACUGGAUCGCUGUCCUCAUCGCUCAGAAAUACAGAGCUUGGUCCUGGCUGAAGUUGAUAGUUCCAGCAACCAAUUACUGGGGACAGUAGAUUCCUAUGGCCACCUCAUCGUUUCUAAACUAGAUGCCGCUGGCAAAGAUGCAGACAGGUUUACGUAUUCUGUAUUGCCUCGAGAUUCAGGUCUUGGUGAGGGCAGCUGGGCAGGAUUAUGCUUCAGUCCAAGUGAAUUGUUCACGGCAGCUGUUGCUCGUAGCUUUGGCAAAACUGUUGAUAUUUAUGACCAGGAUGUCCAUGUUCGGACAUUACGCACACUGUUGUAUCCAACUGCAUUGACCUUCAUUCAGAAUCAUUGUUUUGGGAAUGGAAGCUCUGUGUUAGCUGUCACCGAAGGUUGUCAGUUGACGAUCUGGGAUUUGAGAAUGAAAGAAAACGGUGGUUGUCUGCAAAGAAUCUGUGGCUCUGUUGGUGAUAAUUUCUAUGCUGUCUGCACUUCCUCAAAUGGUAAUAUUGCGGUGGGUGGUGCUGAUCGAACUAUAACGAUAUAUGAUCCUCGAAGGUGGUCAGCAUUAUCAAGAUGGGUUCACUGCUCAAAGUACGAGAUUACGGGAUUGGCUUUCUCGUCAAUUGACUCUGAUUGCAUUUAUGUCCAGGGAGUUGACUAUGAGGUUAACAACGUUCCAUUUUGCAAAUCUCAUUUGGGGGAUAGCUUUCUUCGGCUACUUUCGGUCUUUUGUGGACAGUGGAAAGAACGCAACAAAUUAUUUUCAUUAAGAGGAGACUCAAAUUGGCUUGGAUUUAGUAAGAGCAGCAGGAGGGAUGUCUUAGGCGGAUGGUGUGAUUCAGGUAGCAUCUUUUUGACAGAUGUUACUCGCAACAGCGAAGAAGACACGUCAAAUGGCUUCGUCAGUGGCCUUUCCUGAGCACACCUUGUGCUGUUUUCUCUUAACGGUACUCUUCCACCUGAUAUCAAUAAUGUUAAGUUAGUUCUGAAGCAGCUAGUUAGGUUUUAGUCAAACAAAACCUUUGGCUUAUCAUUAACUCAUCUGUUGUGCUUAUUCAAUGCGAUGUCUACUAGUACAGUUCGCUUUAUACACUGUUAGGUGAUUCUAGUACCCUUGCACAUGAGAUAACUCCUUAUUCUACGUAGUAUUUAAGCAACUUCAUUCUGUGAUGGCGGUUACACUGA
Messenger RNA from Cucumis melo (muskmelon), 2679 nucleotides. RefSeq lists its product as uncharacterized. Lineage: Eukaryota; Viridiplantae; Streptophyta; Magnoliopsida; Cucurbitales; Cucurbitaceae. Gene Ontology annotation, molecular function: protein binding. The record is from RefSeq and is a predicted model, not a curated record. The transcript is spliced from 15 exons. The coding region runs from base 1247 to 2413 and encodes 388 amino acids.